AUGAGGAUCCAAGUGCAAGAAUGGAUUAAUCCUGUAAUGCAAGAGUUUAAACAGGAUGAACCAGCACAAGUUUUUGAUCGUGAUAUGGGAUUUCAGCCUUUUACUAGUCAGUCUCAAUCUGUUCAGUUUCAUGACUUUCUUCUAAGAGCAAAUAAAUAUAACAAGUUGCAGAUGUUCGGAGAAGAACCUUGUACAGAUAGAAAGCUCAUCAUUGUUGAUGAUAUGCCUAAUUUAUUUUAUAGAGACCCUUCAAGUUUACAUGAUAUUCUCAGGAAAUUUGUGAGAACAGGACGUUGCCCUUUAGUGUUCAUCAUAUCAGACAGUCUAAGCGGUGAUAGCCAUCAAAGACGGUUGUUCCCAAAGGAAAUUCAGGAUGAAUUAUGUGUCUGUAAUGUCAGUUUCAAUCCAGUUGCUCCCACCAGUAUGAUGAAAGUCCUAACCCGAAUUGCUACGUCAGAGGCUGCUAUGAGUGGGGGGAAAUGCGUUAUUCCAGACAAGCAAGCACUUGAGUUGCUGUGCUCUGGAUGCACUGGAGAUAUCAGAAGUGCCAUUAAUAGUCUGCAGUUCUCAGCACUUAAAGGUACAAAUGACUUUUGGUCUAAAAAGAAAAGUCGAUCGACAAAGACAGAUAAAACAAUAUCCAAGGGGAAGAGUAAAAGGAAAUCAGAGAAAAGUAUGGAAAACACAGAUGACAUCCAAGCCAUUGGAGGAAAAGAUGCUUCACUUUUCUUGUUUAGGGCAUUGGGAAAAAUUCUUUACUGCAAAAAGGUACCAACCCCUGGCUCCAACUUACAGAAAUUACCAGCACACUUGUCUCAACAUGAUAGAGAUCUAUUGCUUGUUCUUCCUGAGGUUGUUGUAGAGAAAUCACAUAUGCGAAGUGAGCUGUUCAAUCUCUAUCUUCACCAAAACUAUCUGGACUUUUUCUCCGAUAUUGAUGAUGUUGUCCGUGCCAGCGAGUACCUCAGUGCAGCAGAUGUUCUCACUGGGGACUGGAAUUCUCGGACAACCCUUAGUGUAUACAGCUCAUCAGUGACCUGUAGAGGAGUUAUACAUUCCAACAGCUCCAGGGCUUUUGCCAACAGUCAGUCAGCAGUUGGAUUUCGGCCUCUUCACAAACCACAAUGGCUUUUGGUUAAUAAAAAGUACCAGGAAAACUCUCUUGCAGCCAGAGAACUGUUUUCAAUUUUCUGUUCCUCACCGUUGUGCCUUCAAACCCAGGUGAUCCCAUACCUGGCAAAGCUUACAAAUCCCUUGAGAAAUCCAGCACAAAUUGCAUUUAUUCAGGAUGUUGGCCGGUUACCUUUAAAGAGGCAUUUUGCAAGGAUGAAGCUUGAAGCACUGACAGACAAAGAUCCUGGUGCAGAUGCUGACAGUGAUGAGGAUGAAGAUCCAAGCCAUGUGCCAAGUGAAAGUGGUAAUAAUGCUGUACCUAAAAGCAAAGAUGGACAUAAAAAGAAUUACUUCUACCUUCCAGCCAAGGAGGAGAAGCAGAAUUGCCAACCAGCCAACCUCAACCUGUAGUAGCUCAAGCAGUUUUGGAAGAUGAAGAGUUAAAGAUAGAGGAAUUUGACAGUGACUGA
Molecule: messenger RNA, 1583 nt
Organism: Staurois parvus
Lineage: Eukaryota; Metazoa; Chordata; Amphibia; Anura; Ranidae
Source: the annotation of a GenBank genome assembly